This is a messenger RNA of Rhincodon typus (whale shark), 6642 nucleotides long. Its product is annotated as serine/threonine-protein phosphatase 6 regulatory subunit 3. Gene Ontology annotation, molecular function: protein phosphatase regulator activity; protein phosphatase binding. Gene Ontology annotation, cellular component: nucleus; cytosol. The transcript is spliced from 21 exons. NCBI's taxonomy places the organism in Eukaryota, Metazoa, Chordata, Chondrichthyes, Orectolobiformes, Rhincodontidae. The record is from RefSeq and is a predicted model, not a curated record. Bases 156 to 2468 code for a protein of 770 amino acids.
GGUACCCUAAUAUAUCCUGUGAGAUCCUGACUGCUGAUGUGACACAGGUUAAUGAUGCACUGGGUGAGGAUGAGUCGCUGCUGAGCCGUCUGUAUGCCUUCCUGCAAAAUGACAGUGUACUUAACCCUUUGUUGGCAAGCUUCUUCAGUAAAGUAAUGGGCAUCCUCAUUAACAGGAAGAGUGAACAGAUAGUGGAUUUUCUACGAAAGAAGGUUGAUUUUGUAAACUUAUUGUUAAAGCACAUAGGAACCUCGGCCAUUAUGGACCUCCUACUCCGGCUUCUCACGUGUGUGGAGCAGCCUCAACUCAGGCAGGAUGUGCUGAAUUGGCUGAACGAGGAGAAAAUUAUCCAGAGACUCAUCGAGAUGAUCCACCGUUCCAAAGAUGAGGAUCAACACUCUAACGCGUCUCAAUCUCUGUGUGAUAUUAUCCGGCUAAGCAGAGAACAAAUGAUUCAGAUUCAGGACAGUCCCGAACCAGACCAGUUGCUGGCCACACUUGAGAAACAGGAGACCAUUGAGCAGCUUCUUAAUAAUAUGUUUGAUGUCGAGAAGGACGAGUCGGUGAUCGUUAAUGGGAUACAGGUACUGCUAACACUGUUGGAGACACGUAGGCCUAGGUCUGAUCUGGGUGGUAUGGGUGGCCUUUUCUGUAACCUUGAUGGCCAGUUGGAUCUGUGCCCCCCUGGAAUGGACCAUGCCUGCAGUCAGGUCAGCGCUGGGACACUACUCGCCAUCAAAUUAAGACUGCGGGAUUUCCACCAACUCCUCCUCGACCCACCAAAGAAGGGUAAAAUGGUGACUACCUGGGGUACCCUGGACCCACCCUUAGGGAACACACGGGUUCACGUUGUCAAACUCAUCACCAGUGUCUUGCAAGUGAACAAUAGUGAAGUGAACCAAGAGUUGAUGGAGUUGAACACGCUGGAUGUUCUUCUUGAUCUCUACUUCAAGUAUGUGUGGAAUAAUUUCCUCCAUUUGCAAGUGGAGCUGUGUAUUAGCACAGCAUUGGGGAACCCUCCAGCCGAAGAUUGCACUGAAACCAAUGCGGAAAAUCACACCGAAAACAGCACCGAAUCCCGCCGUGAGAAUCCACUCAUCAAGCAUCUGUUCCAGAAGUGCCGGUUGUUGCACCGAGUGGUGUCAGCCUGGGAAGAAAAUGAAAGAGUGCAGUCGGAAGGUGGCAGGCGGAAAGGCUACAUGGGCCAUUUAACAAGAAUAGCAAACGCCAUGGCACAAAACUCGGAAAACGGUCCUAACCACACUUCAAUAGCACAGAUGAUCAAAGAACUGCCAGAUGAAGAGAGGGAGCGAUGGGACAAGUUUGUUCUAGGAUCACUCUCUGAAAUGAACAAGAAAAAUACUGUUGAUCUGGUAAAUAUGCGGAACCUGCACUCCUCAAGUGAUGAUGAUGAGAAUGAUCUAAAGGAGUUCAGCUUCCCGCAGGAGGCUGUUCUACAGCAGGCAUUCUCAGACUACCAGAUCCAACAAAUGACUUCAACAUUCAUCGAUCAGUUUGGCUUUAAUGAUGAGGAAUUUGCUGAGCAGGAGGAAAGUGUGAAUUCCCCAUUUGAGAGAGCAGCUAACAUCAGCUUUGUUUUUGAUGCCAACAGUGACAGUCCAAACACAAAUCUGUUUGAGGAGUGUUGGAAGGAGCGAAUACGGCAGUUCAACGAUGAUGAAGGCUCAGAUGAAGAUGAUGUUUGGCAAGAAAAGGAUCUGCGUUUUGCAACAGAUGCACCACGUGUGCCACGAAGCUCUGGCAGUACAGACAGUGAAGGAAGCAGAGACUCUGAAGAGGAUGAUGAUGAGGACGGGGGACAGAGCACCAUUAAGCCUGCAGAUGAGAAGGUGGACUUGGACCCCCAUAAAGAAGCUGGUUGGACAGCAAACUUUGAUGCUGUACCUAUGGCAAAUACAGAUGCCAGUCAGAGUGUUGCAGAUGCUGGAUUUAGCGCUUGGGACAACACCGAAUCUGCUACAUCACCACCCCCAAUAGAAGGAUGGGCAGUGUUUGCCAGCUUUGCCUCCCAGGCAGGGCCCUCUGGACGUUUGCGAACAAACUCUCCUGUAUCUAUGGAAACAAAUUCUGCUCCUAUAGAUGAGCUCCAGAGUAGUGGUGAUGGACACAGCAAAACAGCAGUUGAAACAAAGGCUCCAGUCACACCAGGCAGCGAAGAGAAUGAAAAGGUGUCAGAUGCUGACGCAAAGACGCAUACAGCACCGCAUGUGGGUACAGAGAAAACAGAUAUGGCAGGCAGUGUGAUGGUUCUCAAUGGCUCCGUGCCAGAAGCCGUCCGUCCCUCUGAGAUGAAAAGUUCCGAAGCUAAAACACGCACAAGCGAGGAAGCAUCCUUAACUACCUCCGAAGUUGGACCUACAACAGGAAAUGUACAGGAAGGCUCUGAAGCUCCAAAAGCCAGUCCAGUUCCCCAAGCUUCAGAAUCUGUGCGGCAAGAACAGAGGUAACACCGCGGAGAACGACAAGGAAAGUGCUUCUCGGUGCAUCCCUGAAUGGAAACCCCCUCCUCUCCUCCUCUUCCUCCUCCUCCCGGAUUGUCCCAGUCUGGGUACGGGAGCUGGUCUCUUCACUCUCUGCUGAUUGGUGGGGCAUUGCCGUGAAAGCCAUCAAGACUUCACCUUCCCGGGGGCAAAUCUCUGGGCUGCACUGAUUUGACAAAGAUUGAGGGGGUGGGUGGGAGGGAGGGAGGGCGGGUGGCAUGGAGAGGGAGGGAGGGAGGGAUGAGGCUUAUUAUAAACCAGCAAUACAAUAUGUGUAACUCAGCUCAUGGAAUCCAAGGAGAUGUUUCUUUGCAACGAAAGGUGCACAGGUGAAGCAGCGUGCUCCAGUGCUGCACCCAUUAUAACAAAGGCAAGUUUGAAAAGAGGGGAUAUGUUCUCUCUCUAAUAUUGGAUGGGGAGGGGGGAUGGGCCGCAAGGUGGGCAGUGAAAUUAAAUAUUUUUCUUUUGAACUUAUCUUGCAUGGCAAAGAUGAGCUCUUGGUGUAGAGAUCUUGUGGAUUUCAACAUAUCCACGCCUCAACUGCUUCUCCUUCCCACCACCCCCCGCCCCUACUCCCAACAAAUCACCACAAAAACACACAAUUUCAUAAAUGAAAACUAUGCUGAGAAUCAGACAACAGUUUUUACACCUUUUUUUCAAAUCCAAGUCUGACCCAGAUUAAUGGGGGAGUUAGGGAUCUCUGUAAUCAGUUAAGGGCACCAAAGGUACACAAAACUGGUUGGGUCUCAAUUUAAUGAUUAAUGGGAUUUCUUUUCUUUCGUUCUUUGGUUCAUUGAGACAUGUGGCCAGACGGUUGGUCUCCAUAAGCCACAAAGCACCCCAGCUCUUUUAUUUACAGUCAGAGGGGUCUGUUGGGACAAUUGGCAUGAAAUGCUGGACAGAUUUUUCAUUUUCUCGAACUUUCGCGGAAUGUAACAGAAUGGACAGAAUUGCACUUGCAAAAGGUGACCAUAUACAGACGACUUAAUCUUGCCAUAAUGUACAUUUUCUGUAAAGUCAGUAAAACUAAAAUGGGGGAGCUCAGCCCCUCCCAAAAAAAGUCACUUUCUGUAUGUGCUACACAAUAAGCUUUUGAAUUCAGUCAGCAAAACGAUUGCAGUUAAAACCUCAGUAUACACGCAGUGUCAUCAGGAUUUCUUGCCUUGCAAACUCAGAACCCGCUGCUUGUAGAAGUUUCCAGCUGUCUUUGUGUGGAUAAGAGUGUGACGCUAAACCAAGAUGUUUCUCUGCCCAUUUUGUACAGUGAGCAUUGCAAUGACAUCAGUUCAGGAGUCAUCCUUAAGUUGAAUUUGAGACAGUUUGAUUUGGCUGUGUGACUGUUUUCUUUUCCUUCCUUCUGUUCGCUUGAAGCUCUUCCAACUCCUGUUACAUUUGAAGAGCGAAGACGAGGAGCAAUAAAAGCUGCUGACAUCCUGUGCUGCUCCACCACACUUUCUAUGGGAGAGAAGCGGGUGGCUAUUAAUGCUCGGCAUUUAUCUGUCGAGUGAGCUGUAAUCUCCCCACUGUAAUGAGGGUGGGGGUUCUGGAGUAGGACUGUAAAUAACACUGGCAUGGACCACUGUAAAACUUUGUUCUUGGACCGACAUGGAAAUACAUCAGCAAGUAACGGCAGGUGCAAACACCUUGAAACCCAGCCCCAAAGUAGUUGUGAUCAAGAUGAAUGGUUCACUUUCCUUUUGAAAACCGCUUCACACUAUUGGCAACCAGUUUCUUUCUCAUGCAACUGUUUCAAAGCCUUUGGGGUCUUUGAUGCCAUGAGCUGAUCAGUGUUAAAUAUUAAAUGGUGAGUUAUCUAUAUUUUCAUAUGGAGAAAAAAGAAACUUUUUUUGUGCAAAAUGAUGUUUUAGGAAGAGAUGGGCCUACCUUCCACAGUCCAGGAUUGGCUGGAUUCCAAAAAAAAAUCUGAAGACGGAAUGGCAGGGCGUCUUUCCAGACGGCCCCAGACAUGUUUGAGGGGGCAGGGGGUUGGCAAAUUCCAGUCCCAUUCUCUGCUCAUUGUGCCACUCAGAAUUGAUCACUACUGUGGGUGGGUACUUGAACUUCUUGGGUACACCCAUCAAGUUUUGUUAGCACUUGGGCAGGGCAGCAUGGGUAGAUGCUACACAUGUUCAUCUGUCCUCCUGCCAACUACAGACCUUGUACCAUUAAUAAGCACAGACAGCCCAAUCCUUGGCAUCCUGAGUGGUGGGAGUAGGGAGCUGGGAAGACAUCCCACUCAAGUCAAGAGAGAGACCACCACCACCAACACCCCCCCCACCCACCCCCACCCCUCUUUGACAAUGAGAUGGUUUAUCUUGUAUCAAAUCUGCCUAAAAUCGCAUAGACCAUGGAGAAAUUACACUUGUGACCUGCAGUCAUUUCGACUGCAGGCAACGCAUGAACCAUUGCCCACUCUCACUGCAAGGAUGCAUCAGCAGCUUGUGUUCUGUUGUAGGUGAGCAGUGAGAGUUGAUGAGGAAAGCAUGUCUGUUGGAAGCAAGCAGCUAAAGUAACUUAAGUUCGCUUAUCUAGUUGGUCAUCCUGGUACCCCACCCAAAAGAUACUGUAGCCCAGCAGCUCUGCACUGAUCUUGGGCAGUGGUGGAUUUAGUAGCAUUUAUUGCAAAUGACUCUGAAAGAGUAGGUCUCUUCUCUGAUGCAACAUUGCUUUAGAAUAUCCUCUCGAUUACUUUUGAGGCUUGUAUAUGAGGAUACCUAAGGCCAGUAAUAUGAGGAUAUUUUUGGUGUUCUUUUAUUGGAAUGUGCUCACGAAAUGGCAUUCUUGAGUUUCACAUUGACAUGUAGGUGACUGUUUGUUUGAAACUCCCAUGGAGCAGGGUGUAUGUGGUCUGCUGCAGAGAUUGAGAGAGCAAAUACAACUUAAGCAGCCAGCAUCUCUGCCCAAAGAAGAAAAUGCAUUAAAUUUUCUGUUCUUGAACCUAGGUGUGAUUUGUCUGAAGCAGUACAUACCGAUGUGCCAGUUUAAUUGGCUGCCGGUAAGCCACCAGUUCUGGGAGAAUCAUUCAUUGGAAUUUUGUUGCAGCCAUUUGCUGUCCUGCUGUAAAACUCCAUUCCUUCCACAAGAGGCAGUCAGAGAGCUAUGUGCAUGGUAUAGUGACAGCAAUCAGCUCAUCAGCCAUUUACUAAUGGUUCAUUUGAUGUAUUGUCUUAAGCCAGCUCCGCUGUCACUACUGCCAGCAUCACCAAUCUAAUCUGACUCUCCUGUCUAAAAGCCAAAAAUAAAACACUUUGGAGUAGUAUUUUUCUGUUUUGAGACCGUUUUCUUAACCUGCUUUACCUCACAUGAUAAAGGCGAAGGAGACAAAUAACAGUCGUGUAACGGAUAACGGGUACCAGGUUGUAACUUAGCAAAGGGAUUUCAAUUGAUGCUUUAAAGCCAUGAGAGUGAAUCUUCAACAGUCCGAAUCCCCAAAGUGACGUUGCUGCCUAGAAAUCCCUCCAUUUCUCUAAGUAAUCUAUUUAUACAAAUUCUAAUGUUUGAUCCCUGACUUGUGCUGUUAACUGAGUUCAGUGAGAGCAGCAGAAGGGAUACUUCAAAGUAGAAAGUUCUAACCAGGGUUUCUGGAAGGUCCACUCUUAAUUUUUUUUUCUUCCACCUUUUUUGAGAGUAGGACAUUUUUAGUCAAGGGGAUCUCUGUUUUUGACCUCAAAGAACAGUUGUAAUUUUUGUAGGAUCACUGAUAAAGUUCAGCCACUUGAAAGGAAUUCAGUGCCAUGUGCGCAUGGGCACUGGAUCAUAACACACAAGUCAGCAUCUGUAAUCAGUUCCCAUGCAAACAAUUUUGAAAUCCAGCCAAAAAUGGGUUGAAGUGAGGGGAAAUCCCGUCUCUGUUAAGAUUAUUGAUGUUUGAAGUGUGCGGCAAAUCGUAAUAAAAUAUAAAACCAGAGCAGGUGUCUGUCUGGCUGAUUACUGUUCCCUUUGGUAACAAACACUGAAACAAAAAGGAGAUUCUGAGGAGAGAGAGAAAAAAGAUCUAUUAAAGCAAUUUUUUUGUUGUAAAAGUAAACGUAUAUUCUAGGAGAAAUGUUAUUGUUUAUAUACCAGAAUUGUACAGACUUGAACACGUUAGUAGGGCUGUACAAACCUGACUGUUGUAAUAAAAUAUUCUAUCAAUUUCAAA